This is a messenger RNA of Acomys russatus (golden spiny mouse), 756 nucleotides long. It is a transcript of the gene Lyplal1, whose product is annotated as lysophospholipase like 1. The transcript has 5 exons. Gene Ontology annotation, molecular function: palmitoyl-(protein) hydrolase activity; carboxylic ester hydrolase activity. Bases 6 to 737 code for a protein of 243 amino acids. NCBI's taxonomy places the organism in Eukaryota, Metazoa, Chordata, Mammalia, Rodentia, Muridae. The record is from RefSeq and is a predicted model, not a curated record. Gene Ontology annotation, cellular component: cytoplasm. Gene Ontology annotation, biological process: protein depalmitoylation.
GCAUCAUGGCUGCUGCACCAAGCGUAGGGCACCUGCGGCGUUGUGUGGUGUCCCCGGCGGGGAGACACAGUGCCUCGGUGAUAUUCCUGCACGGCUCAGGUGAUUCUGGCCAAGGACUGAGACAGUGGAUCAAGCAGGUGCUAAACCAAGACUUAACAUUCCGGCACAUAAAGAUUAUUUAUCCAACGGCUCCCCCCAGGCCAUAUACUCCUAUGAAGGGAGAGCUCUCCAAUGUGUGGUUUGACAGAUUUAAAAUAUCUAAGGACUGCCCAGAACACCUUGAGUCAAUUGAUAGAAUGUGUCAAGUGCUCACUGGAUUGAUUGAUGAGGAAGUGAAAAACGGCAUCCAGAAGAGCAGGAUAUUAAUAGGAGGAUUUUCUAUGGGAGGCGGCAUGGCGAUGCAUUUAGCAUAUAGAAAACACCAAGAUGUGGCAGGAGUGUUUGCUCUUUCUAGUUUUCUGAAUAAAGAAUCUGCUGUUUACCAGGGUCUUCAGCAAGGUGAUCAGCAAGGUGACCGCGUGCUCCCUGAGCUAUUUCAGUGUCACGGCACUGCAGAUGAGCUAGUUCUUCACUCUUGGGGCGAGGAGACAAACUCAAAACUGAAAUCUCUAGGAGUGAGCACAACGUUUCACAGUCUUCCAAACAUCUACCAUGAGCUGAACAGAACUGAGCUGGAAGGACUGAAGACCUGGAUUCUCACGAAGCUGCCAGAAGGGAUUGACAAUCAGAGAGAAUGAAUCCUGAGCACGUAUUAAU